AUCUCACUAAAUAAAAAUUAAAUUGUUCAUCAUCUCCUACGCCCGUUAUUAUAUAGCAAAGCCCUGUUGGAGAUUUUGAAGUGUUCAAACCAAAGACAAAAGAAACCCAAGAGGAUGAGCAUAAUGAAAGCCCAGUCCCAUCUCAUCACCUUCUUCUUGUUCUUCUUUAUCUUUUUUUUCUGCGGUUUGGUUUGUAAGGUUGGUGCAGCAAGUGUGGCAGAUAAGUGUACCAAUGAUUUGCAGAAGGUGUCUUCGUGCCUGAACUACGCGACGGGGGCUGCGAAUACACCGACGAAGGAUUGCUGCACUGCUGUGAAGGAAAUAAGGGACAAUAAUCCGGUGUGCUUGUGUUACUUUAUCCAGCAGACUCACAACGGUAGCCAGGAGAUCAAGGGUUUGGGUAUCAAGGAGUCUAGGCUGCUUCAGCUACCUACUGCAUGCAGCCUAAAAAACGCUAGCAUUAGUAAUUGCCCCAGUCUGCUAGGACUAUCUCCUAGCAGCCCAGACGCUGCAAUAUUUACAAAUGCUUCUUCAUCAGGAACACCCACUCCAACGACAGGAGCAUCAUCGUCAAACGAGACAGCUAAGGGUGUCCGUAUUGGAUCUGGGCUUGGACCCAAUUCGGCUGGGCUGAUGGCGACUGCUAUAACCAUCUUCUUUCUCUUUGCUUUCCCAGUUGGGUCUGGGUCUGGGUCUGCCGCUACCUUUGACACACGAGGAUGAUGAAGUUUCACCUAACACGAGUACUAGCGAAGCUUCCUUUUUCUUGGUUGUUCUAAUCGCGACCUUUUAGGACUUCAAUACUCGAUUGUCUUUGCAUCAUGUUGUUUUUGAUGACUCGCUGUUACAUUAUCUUAAUUUGCUAUGUGUUCCGUAAUUAGCAACCUUUUUUUAAAUUGA
This is a messenger RNA of Alnus glutinosa, 900 nucleotides long. RefSeq names its product non-specific lipid transfer protein GPI-anchored 1. Lineage: Eukaryota; Viridiplantae; Streptophyta; Magnoliopsida; Fagales; Betulaceae. The coding region runs from base 115 to 723 and encodes 202 amino acids. The transcript has 2 exons. The record is from RefSeq and is a predicted model, not a curated record.